Cydia pomonella (codling moth) is the source of this 3081-nucleotide messenger RNA. RefSeq names its product band 4.1-like protein 5. Gene Ontology annotation, molecular function: cytoskeletal protein binding. Bases 152 to 2170 code for a protein of 672 amino acids. The record is from RefSeq and is a predicted model, not a curated record. Lineage: Eukaryota; Metazoa; Arthropoda; Insecta; Lepidoptera; Tortricidae. Gene Ontology annotation, cellular component: cytoskeleton. The transcript is spliced from 2 exons.
AUGUAUGUAUGUAUAGUAUAGAUAUAUUUAGUCUAUGUUGUAAGCUUCUCGAAAGGGUGUUGUGGAUUUGUGCUUCAAAUGAUUUAAAUGAAUCCCAGCGUGUUUUGAAAGGAGCUCUGCCUUUUAAUCUGGUUUUGCAGCAGAAGCCAAAAUGCUGCGCUUCCUCAGCCGGAGAGGCCGCUCAUCAAGCCAGAACAGAAACAAACAAGGUCAGAAAACACCUACAAAUAAAAACUUGAUACAAUGUAAAGUAAUGUUACUAGAUGAUACUGACUUGUCUAUUAAUUUGUCCAAGAAAGCCAGUGCUGUGGAUUUAUAUGAACAAGUAUUUUAUUCACUUGACUUAAUUGAAAAAGAUUACUUUGGUUUGCAAUUUACUGACACAAACAAUGUAAAGCACUGGCUGGAUCCAACGAAAACCAUAAAGAAGCAAGUUAAAAUUGGCCCACCAUACACCUUAAGGCUUAAGGUUAAGUUCUAUUCAUCAGAGCCAAAUAACUUGAGAGAGGAACUUACUAGGUAUCAGUUCUUUUUACAACUGAAGAAGGAUAUCCUGGAGAGUAAACUAGAAUGCCCUCACUCAACGGCUGUAGAAUUGGCAGCUUUGGCUCUGCAAUCAGAGCUCGGGGACUUUGAUGAAGCACUGCACACCCCUGCCACUGUCUCAGAAUUCAGGUUUGUACCCAAUCAAACGGAAGAGAUGGAGAUCGAAAUAUUAGAAGAAUAUAAAAAAUGUAAAGGCCUGACUCCAGCACAAGCAGAAGUCAACUAUCUGAACAAAGCCAAGUGGCUAGAAAUGUAUGGUGUCGACAUGCAUAUAGUCCUUGGUAAAGACGGGUGUGAAUAUCACCUUGGUCUCACCCCAACUGGAAUUCUUGUCUUUGAAGGCCCUCAGAAAAUUGGUCUGUUUUUCUGGCCUAAAAUAAGUAAACUAGAUUUCAAGAAAAAGAAGCUCACCCUUGUUGUAGUUGAGGAUGAUGACCAAGGUCGCGAACAGGAGCAUACUUUCGUGUUCCGCCUCCAUAAUGAAAAAGCUUGUAAACACCUGUGGAAGUGUGCAGUCGAGCACCACACAUUCUUCCGCUUACGAGCACCUGUAAAAGGCCCAUCGGCGCGACAGAACUUCUUUAGAAUGGGAUCGCGUUUCCAGUACUCUGGGAAAACAGAGUAUCAAACAACUCAGCAGAAUCGCGCUCGUCGCACUGUUCAGUUCGAGAGACGGCCCAGUCAAAGGUUUGCUCGAAGGCAAAGUCAUGUUCUUAGGGAAAGAGAAAAACAGACCACUCCAAAAACAGAGGCCUCAGUUUCCAAUGAAGGAACAGAUGAAGUACCCAGUGUGUCUACUGAAUUAGCAAGCUUACUUCCUGAUUCUAGCCAGGGCACACUUUCUAGGAAGAAUAGUGCAAAGUCACAGAAGUCUUCUAUUCUUGAUACGGAUAUAAAACUAGCAGAAGUUGGAGAGCCAUCAACUAAGAAUCUCAUGGAUGAAGAGCCACCGAAAGAAGUCCUGGGCUCGAAAGAAGAUUCUAUAAGCAACAAAGUUUUGUUCAAGGUAGAGAAACCUGUGAUAGAGGAAAAGAAGAAUAAUCUUACCCAACUGGUUAUCAAUAAACCAACUUGCAACUGCUCUCCAGCUACACCUGUGUCAGACUCUAAUCCUCUUAAUGAUCUCCUAAUGAGUUUGGUGAAGGAGAAACUGAAUAAUGAUGAUUCUAAAAACGAAGUGAAGAGAGAUCAGUUAGACUCAGUGGGUGACAAAGAGUUUAACAACCAAGCUAAAUGUUAUCUGACAUCUACGAAGGCUCUGCCACCAGGACAGCUUAAAUGCAAUAACAUACUGAAAGCUCGUGAGAAUGAAGUAAAAAUUAUAAAUGAAACAACGAAUAUUAACUUAUCUGUGCAGUCAUCGCCAUCCCCCAAGAUUUUGAAUGAGCCUCUUGCUCAGUCUUCUCAGUAUGUGUCAAUUGUUGUUGUGGAGCCACCUCAGUCUCAAGCUAAGGUAGCAUCUCCGAAGCCAGCUCCGAGGAAAGAGGAAGUCACUCCUAAGGUUCAACCGAUAUCAUCACUAUCACCCUGGCUAGUGACAUCAGAACCUAGUUCUCCGUCCGGGAUUGGUGAAAAGGAAAUCACUAUAAUCCACCGUAAGUCCGUAAUCACUACACAGUUAUAGUUACAUUUUACUACUACCGUACUAUAUAAAUAAUAAAAUGGUAAUAUAUAACCAGGCUGGUGCACACAGAGCGAACAUACGUGCGAGGCAAUUUUCUUGCGCACAAAACAGCCAGUGUACACGUGCCUUGGCCGAGGCGGUGCGCUCAGGCGAGGAAAACGCGCACGCGGCCUCAGCCAAGGCACGUCUACACUGGCCGUUAUGCUCGCUCAGUGUGGAUGCGCCUAUUCAGAAUGAAAUCUGUUGAUUUCAGUAUUUUGAAGUAUUUGUUGUUAAGCAGAGUAUUAUUAUUGUGCCUUAAAAAUAAUGAAUAACAGUUUUGGUUAAAUAUGUACUUAUGACAAGCCCCCUAUUAAUUAUAUGUUAAAAUUACAUCAAAUAAGUAUAAGCUAGUACCAUCUUGGUACAAAGAUAAUCAUUUCGCUUUUUAAGUUUCGAAGGAAACCCAAAGCGAGACUGAUAAUUUAAUCGAAUGUCGAAUUAAAUAAUUCGGAUUUACAAUGUGUUAUCUAAAAUGCAGUAGUUUCAUUAAGACUGAAAGAGUUUUAAAAUGAUGACAACAUUCCGUAGCUAUUUAAUAUUGUGAUAUAAAUGGAAUUUUACCGUCCUAUUGAAGCAUGUUCUUAUACAUUGUUUGUGUUAUUAACAAUAACAAUAGAAUUUAGUACAAGUGAAUGUCAGUAUUAACAAAUGUAACCGUCGAUUUUCUGUAAUCAGGGGUGCCAUAAUUUUCUCACCUCUCGCAGUGAACUAUCAUAAUAAAAUAUAACCGAAUGAUUAAUAAAUGUAAACUUAUUUAAUUAUAAUAAAUUUUAAUUUUGUUAUGACUAAUGCGAUAAACUUAUAAUGAAAUAUGAGCGAAUUACAAAUUUUGUUAUGAUAAAUGAUUUCAAAUUGCUAUCUAUUUAUGA